ACGACCUCUAUAAGUCAUUUGACUUAUGACGUAAAUUAUUACGUUACAAUUGUUGCGUCAUAAUAAAAGGCAUAUAGCGUGGAUGGAUGCGUAGCAGUAUAUAGCCGUUGAAAUGUCACUGAGAUGCGGGAGGGAAUAUUGUUUUCUUGACCAGAUAUGUUGUGGACCUCCUUCAGCUGAGUAUUGCUGCUGGGACCAAGAAAUCGAAGUUAGUUCUCCGCCAGUAAUAAUUAUCACGACAGUUUCGAUUGGUUCACUGUUGCUUUUCCUCGGUGUAACAGCUCUUCUGAUUCGAUGUUUGUGCAAGAAGAGACCAACAGCCGGCAGGAUGAUGGGUGCACGGGUACAGCCCAUCAAUGACAAGACAUACCCGACGAAUACAGCUUAUCCACAAGGUCACAUUGUACCACCGCCUAACGUUCAACAGGGAGGGAUGACUCAAACCCGACCAGUCAUAGGGCAGCACACGGCUUACAAUUCGACUACUUAUCCGCCAGGACACGGAGAAGCGCCUUAUCCACAUCAAAUGCAAGUCAUACAAUCAGCGGAACCCCCAAAGUAUCAGGAGGUGACUGCAGGACCUCAUGACAGAGGCCUGCGGAGAGAAAACGCUUCACUAGAGGUAUCCUAUCCCCCGGGGCAUGUUCCACCCCCUUUUGAUUACAAACCGCCGUUUGCACCGCCAGAGUGGCAAAUGUACAACUAACUGGGCGUAAAUAUUUUCUAACCUGUUAAAUAUGAAGCGAACAUUACUUAGUUCAA
This is a messenger RNA of Ostrea edulis (European flat oyster), 762 nucleotides long. RefSeq lists its product as uncharacterized. Lineage: Eukaryota; Metazoa; Mollusca; Bivalvia; Ostreida; Ostreidae. The coding region runs from base 113 to 706 and encodes 197 amino acids. The transcript is spliced from 2 exons. The record is from RefSeq and is a predicted model, not a curated record.